This is a messenger RNA of Portunus trituberculatus (swimming crab), 2767 nucleotides long. RefSeq names its product probable RNA-binding protein 19. Lineage: Eukaryota; Metazoa; Arthropoda; Malacostraca; Decapoda; Portunidae. The transcript has 18 exons. The record is from RefSeq and is a predicted model, not a curated record. Gene Ontology annotation, molecular function: RNA binding. The coding region runs from base 168 to 2717 and encodes 849 amino acids.
UGACCGCAUGUAACAUGUAAACAAAACAACGUGUGGGACGGAGGUGUGAUUACUGUGUUGUUUGAGGAAGACUGCUGCGUCACACUACAAGUCACCUCACAACAUGUCUAGAAUAGUGGUGAAGAACCUCCCGAAACAGAACCUCACUUGAUGCUGGAGUUUUAUAUAUGGACAGUGCAUAUAUAGGUCAAGAUGAACUGAAGAAACACUUCAGCCUAAAGGGAAACAUCACAGAUGUAAGAUUGAUCUACAAAAAUGGGGAGUUUCGCCGGUAUGCUUUCAUCGGCUUUGAGGGCGAAGGUGAUGCCAGUGCAACAUGUGAUCACUUCCACAACACCUUCAUCAAGCAGGCCAGACUGACGGUGGAGAUGUGUCAUGACUUCAGUAGUGAGGAAAGGCCAAAGUCAUGGGCAGAGAAGAAAAAGAAACAUAAAGAAAAAAAGUCCGAAGAAUCACAGUUGAAGGAAGCAAAUGGUAAUAACAACAUUGAAACAGAGGCAAAGAAGGAAGGAAAGAAAAAGAAAGAGAGGAAAAAAGAUAAAGACUCCUUGAAAGAAAACUUACUGGGACAGUACAAGAAUGAUCCAAGCUUUAGUGAUUUCCUGAAAGCCAACAAGAAGGGUGCAAAGGAGGAGGAAAGUGCUGCAGUCCUUGCUGAGCAGAACAGCAGUGAAUCAGAGGAGGAGGAGGAGGAAGAGAAAGAAGACAAAGUAGCUCAGAAAAAGGAUGUCUCAGAUCAUGAUUAUUUGAAGAGUCUGAUGAAAACUCUGCCCAAAGACAAGGAUCACAUAGAAGGCAAAAAACCACCGAAGAAAAAGGAGAAAAAGGAAUUCUACACAGUGGUGAUACGAGCUACAGAAAUGUGUAAAACCAAGCAGGGCAAAAGCCAAACCUUCUCCAAGAAGGCUGUUAAGGACUUUCUAAAGCCCCUCAAGUUCAAGAGUCUGAGGAUACCCAAGCAUGCAAGGAUGGUGGCUUAUGUGGGCUUUGAGACAGAGAAGGAAAUGAAGCAAUCACUCCAGAAAGAUAAGAGUUUUUUGAAUGGAGUCAGAGUUCACAUUGUCAAAUAUGGAAAGUCCCCAGACAACAGUGAUACUAGCAGCCAAGGCAUCAACAAGCCAUGGGCUGCAAAGGAAGAGGCAUUGAAGCAGGCAGAAUCUGUGGCAGAGUCUGGCAAACUGUUUGUGCGAAACCUUUGGUUCUCUGUCACAGAGGAUCUUCUACAGGAACUGUUUCAAAAAUAUGGUGAGGUCAUAGACAUCACGUUGCCCAUCUGUAAGCACACACGCCGGGCCAAGGGCUUUGCUACUGUCACCUUCAUGUUCCCAGAGCAUGCAGUGAAGGCAAUGACUGAGCUGGACGGCUCAAACUUCAAAGGGAGAGUACUGCACAUUCUUCCAGCCAUUGAGCCGAAGAUUGAGGAGAAACGGAAUGAAAACCUGAGUUUCAAGGAGAAGAAAGCUCAGGAGAAAAAGGCCACUGCAGGAUCGUGGCACAACUGGAAUACGUUGUUCAUGGGUAGCAGUGCCGUGGUGGAUAUCAUGGCAGAGCGCUACAAUAGGUCCAAACAGGAGAUUCUUGAUUCUGAAGGAAAGCAAAGUGUUGCUGUCAACCUGGCCUUGGGGGAGACCCAGGUGGUGGACGAAAUGAAGCGCUUUUUAGAAGAGAAUGGAGUGUCCCUGGAGGCAUUCUCUACCCCUGGUGUUCAGCGAUCCAAAACUGUAUUCCUGGUGAAAAAUCUUCCUGCCAAAACUACCUCUAAGGAGCUGGUGGAACUGUUUGGCAAGUUUGGUGAGCUGGGUCGUGUGGUCCUUCCUCCUACCGGUGUGACAGGCAUUGUUGAGUUUCUGGACUCUGGUGAAGCAAAGAAAGCAUUCCGCAACUUGGCCUACUCUAGGUUCAAAAGUCUGCCACUUUACUUGGAAUGGGCCCCAAUCCAAGUGUUCAAGACAGACUUUGUAGCCAAGUCAGAGGAGACUAAGGAGACUGACAAGAACAUUGAAGAUGAUGAAACUACCAAAAAAGAAGAACCAUCAUCAGAUUCUCACCCAUCCCCUGAAACAGACACCACCGUCUAUGUCAAGAACCUAAACUUUUCCACAACAGAAGACCUGCUCAAACAGCACUUUGAGAAAAUUGGAGUUGUUAGCUCAGUGUUGAUAGCCAAACGACGUGGAGCAUCUCAAGGUUAUGGGUUUGUGCAAUUCCUGAGGAAAGCAGAUGCAAAGAAAGCUUUAAGGGAGAUGAAUGAGUCAACCCUUGAAGACCACAAGCUUCAGAUCAAGCUGUCAGAGAAAACUUUGGUAACUUCUCUGAAGAGUGCAAGGAGGAUGCAUGAUGCAGGGAAACAGACUUCUUCCAAGAUAAUGGUUAAGAACAUUCCCUUCCAAGCCACAGCUAAGGAAGUGAGACAGUUGUUUGCAACAUUUGGGGAGCUGAAAUCUGUCCGUCUGCCUCAGAAACCAGAAAGCAAUGAGCACCGAGGGUUUGGCUUUGUUGAUUAUGUGUCUAGACAGGAUGCCAAGAAAGCUUUUGAGGCUGUAGGACUGAGCACACAUUUAUAUUCCCGCCGGCUGGUGCUGGAGUGGGCCAAGGAGGAGGAGACAGUAGAGGAACUGAGGAAGCGGACAGCAGAACACUUUCUUGGUGGAGGACCCAAGAAGAAAACCAAGGUUCAGAUGGAUUCAAAGAAGAAUGAGGACUCUGAUAAUGAUUAAUUUAAGGUACAUUUGUGCUAAUUUUUGUAAUAAAACUACUACUCAAUUAA